This is a messenger RNA of Limulus polyphemus (Atlantic horseshoe crab), 2785 nucleotides long. Its product is annotated as AP-5 complex subunit beta-1-like. NCBI's taxonomy places the organism in Eukaryota, Metazoa, Arthropoda, Merostomata, Xiphosura, Limulidae. Gene Ontology annotation, cellular component: AP-type membrane coat adaptor complex; lysosomal membrane. Bases 271 to 1107 code for a protein of 278 amino acids. Gene Ontology annotation, biological process: endosomal transport. The transcript has 9 exons. The record is from RefSeq and is a predicted model, not a curated record.
CUGGAAAACAAAGUACCAUAUGGUACUGCUACAAAAAUCAAAAUAUGGAGAUUUUAUAGUAAACAUCCAGAAGGCCACUGUACCAUCAGCAAAGGAACUCUCUUCCAUCUCCUACCAGGCAUGUAAAGGAUUAUAACCUGUUGGUACAACUGCUAGGACAGUCACCUAGCACACAAGAUCAUUGAACAUUAAAAUCAUGUUCAGCCACCAGUUUGGUAGCAGGGAUCAUUAACUGGACUUACUAUGUAGGGGCCAGUAUUUGCAAGAGUGAUGACUAUUCAGUAUUUGGAUGUUCCUGUCUUACAAUUAAAAAGGAUUUCAACUUUAGAAACAGAAGUACAGGAUUAUAAGAACUCAUUUUUUUCCAACCUCGAUUCUGAAAAUCUAGUAGAAGACUACCAAUCCUUUCUAAGUUCAGUAACAUUCACUUCUCAAGUUCAAGUUUCUUUUCAGGUUUGUUUGUGUGAAGAUGCUCCUUUUGAGAAAAUCUGUGGUGUAGUACUUCAGAUUAAUACUUCUCACCAGUGUAAAAACAUACCAAAUGCUGAAUUUUCAAUAUUGGGAAAACCUGGGAUUGAGGAUGUAGGACCUGAAAACUUCACCAUCACCAUAACUCCAGAACUAUCGACUGCCAUAACUCUGUAUUUCAGGUCUGAGUUUACUACUGAAGAAGGAAGAACAUAUGUUAGCAGUCCACUUCCCCAGUUCAUUUCCUUUGAAAAUUUGUUCCUUCCUUUUCCAGUGAAAGGAUGUGCUGGGAAAAGAAAAUUAUUUGAUUCUUUGUGGAAAAGCAUUGUCUAUAGAGCUAAAGAGAGUCACAAGGAAAGUAGUUGUCAGGAGUCAUUAUGUCAUAUGCAGUUAUCAAAGUCAGCUCUUAAGGAUCUUGUAACCAAGAGGUGGCACCAGUUUUGGGUUCAGGCAAGCCAAUUGAUGGUUGUGGAAAAGGCAGUAACUUCCUACGAUGUGGGAGUGUUCUUACCAUCACAUGAUCAUCUCCUUAUGAAACUGAGUCACCAAAAUGAAGGAACAAUUGUUUGUAUUGUGACAGAUAACUGGAGAAUUUUUCCUUGGUUAAAUGAGGUUUUAAAAAGCCUAGAAAAGAAAUAGAAAAACAGUAAAAAAUACUCGAGUAAAAAAUAAAUUUGAAAUUUUUUUGUAAUGGUUUGUUGUUUUAUGGUGUAAUGUUAAUGAUAAUAAUAACAAAAUGUUAGUUUUUCUUUCAAAAGCUAGAAAGUUAAAUCAUGGUUUUAAUUUGCAAAUGCUAAUAAUAUGUUAAAUUGUUUUGUUAUUUAUUUCCACACUAUUGUUAUUUCAAUUUUAAGUCUUUCCCUAGCAUAUCUUUAUAAGGGAAAUUUAAACAGUUUGGCCACAAACAAAGAAAAUACUUGUAUGUAUUUAGUUCAGUAAAAGUGGCUUAAUGAGGAUUGUUUUUAUCUUUCUGCAAGGGGGAUUCCCUUUUAAGCAUGUAGAUCACUGUGUAAAUAGCAUAGCAAAAUAUUCUUAAAAAACACACCAGGUGGUUGUGAAAGAUAGUUUUAAAUCAUAGUGCAAGGUGUUGAAAUAUUCUUAAAAACACACCAGGUGGUUGUGAAAGAUAGUUUUAAAUCAUAGUGCAAGAUGUUGUUGGAUAUUAUUGAAGAUACUAGACUUGGUUUUGUUUAUUUCUAAAGAAAAGUAACAGUAAAUGAUAUAAGUUAUCAAGAGUCAUUGUUCAUGGAUAGCUUAUCUUAAAUAAAACUGUUUGGUAUGAGGGAUCUGGGUUUGAACAGUUUGUAAAGGCUACUCAGUUAUUCAUUAGCUUGUGUCUCAAUAAACUUUUAUAGUCUUCUGACCGAGUAUGUUACUUUCAAAUCUGAUAUUGAUUGUGGUUUUAACAAGAUGAAAGAAAAUAUUUAUUUUUCUUAAUAUCAGUAGACAUAUCUUUAUUUUAUAGAAUUAGUGCAAUUUUAGGCCAAACAAAAGUGAUUAAAUGAAUAUUUGUUUCUCACAUUCCUAUUAGUCUGUUGCCAAUUUUGAAUCGUAGUUAUUCCACAUGACUUGUUGCAGACAAAAGAUAGAUGUCAAAUACUAUUUUUUAAAAACAUCUCUCAUGUUAAAUCUGUAAUGGACUACUUACAAAAAAUGUAAGAAAGAAACAUCUGCAUUCCAGCACCAGUUUAAUUACUUAUGCGAGCUUAAGGAUUUUCAUUAGUUUACCAUUAUAGGUGUUUUACACCCUAUAGUUAAUAUAAUGUUUAUCAGUGUUCAUUAUGUAUGACAUCUGUAACUAUUUGCCUUUUAAGCAAGUACAUCUCUCUCUAUAUAUGAUACAUAACUUUAUUUUAUGAAUUGGAAAAGAACAGGUUUAAUUUUCAUAUCACCAAAGAGCAUGUAUAGUUGAGUAUAUAUGUAUGAGUGCAAUACAAGCAGUAUUAAAUAUUUUUAUAUAUUUAGUGAAAGUAGAUAGGUUGAAAACUGAGUACUGAACAAGCAGUUCGUUCUCUGUAUUUUGGCAGCACAAGCAUUAAAAUUCCUUGUGCUAUAAGUAUAUAUAUAUAUUAAUGAAUAUUUAUAUUUUUAAUCAUAUUUUGGAUAAUUCCAGUUUAUUAACUAAUUUUAAUUAAUAUGUCUUCUUGGUUAAUGAUACAUCUUACUGAAUAUCCAGACUUUUAUAGUUACAAGUGAUUUAAUGUAUUAUAUGUACAAUCGUGUGUAAACACUACUGUAUAAUUUAUUUAGAAUGGUUUACUGAAGUUUAUUUGGUAUAAAUAUGCUAUGAAUAAAUAUUACCUAUGUUUGUUUCCAA